Molecule: messenger RNA, 537 nt
Organism: Pestalotiopsis fici W106-1
Lineage: Eukaryota; Fungi; Ascomycota; Sordariomycetes; Amphisphaeriales; Sporocadaceae
Exons: 4
Coding region: 1-537 (178 amino acids)
Cellular component (GO): cytoskeleton
Molecular function (GO): actin filament binding
Source: RefSeq, a predicted model, not a curated record
AUGCUUCCUCGAUCAUCUCGUCUUCAGUUCCCCCUUCACACAUCGGCUCAGGUGAGAGAAGUUCACAAGGCCCGGCCCGACGUCAUUGCAGUGGCACAUGCCCAUAGCAUGGGGGGCAAAGCAUGGGCCUCAUUUGGAAAACCUAUCGAAAUGCUUACACAAGAUGCCUGCAAUCUUUACGGGAAGGUUGGUGUGUAUGAUGAAUAUGGAGGAAUUGCUUUGGCGCAAGACGAGGGUCGUGCCAUUGCAAAAUCACUUGGGAAGACAAACACAGCAUCUAUUUUAAUGAAUCAUGGACUCAUCACAUGCGGGACUACGGUUGAUGAAGCCGCUUUCCUAUUCUAUUGCUUGGAUGAGGCGUUCCGUGUGCAACUCAUGUCAGAAGCUGCUGCUGCUAACGGACUUGAAAAGAAGAUCGUCUCCGAUGAUCUGGCUCGGUACACUGCCAGAUCCAUGCAGUCGCCUCAUAACUUCUACAACGAGUUUCAGCCCGAAUACAAUUUGGUCGUUUAUGAGUCAAAGGGCGAGGUUCUUUAG